Messenger RNA from Tarenaya hassleriana, 1721 nucleotides. RefSeq lists its product as uncharacterized. NCBI's taxonomy places the organism in Eukaryota, Viridiplantae, Streptophyta, Magnoliopsida, Brassicales, Cleomaceae. The record is from RefSeq and is a predicted model, not a curated record. The transcript is spliced from 8 exons. The coding region runs from base 370 to 1278 and encodes 302 amino acids.
CCUGCAAACCAACGAACCAAACAAAACAGUCACUACCCACCAAAGGAAAAAGAAAGAGCGCUCUUUCCACUUCUUCUCUCCUUUUUCUCCCCUUCGUCGCCUUCUUCCUUUUCUGCGGCUUUCGAAUUCGCAUUCUCUCUGCCCCUCCGACGUCUUAUUCUUCGUUUCUGUCUCGAUUCGCCGGAGUUUCCUGUCUUUUCCAAGUUUUGGCGGUGUAUUUCUCGGCAUCCUCGUCUCUGAUUGCGGCGCCUCCGGUGGGAGUUAGGGUUUUUUUUUGUCACCGGUGAUUACUCUCAGUUGGAUUCUUCAUGCCCUUUUGAGUUUUUGGUUGGGUUUCGUGUGGGAUUCGGAAGGGUUAUUAAAUCGAGCAUGUUUGAGCAUCGCUUAUCAUUCCAAUCAGACGCCGGAAACAGCUCGCCGGUGAUGAUUCCGAUGGAAAAUUACUGCCCACCGAGCGGUGCCACGAUUGGUGAAACUUUUCACGGGAAUUCUGGUAUGAAAACCAUGAACACUACACCUGCGUUUUUCUCUGCUGGGAAUUCUUCGUCCUCGGCUUCGGUUUCUGGUGUCCUUGAUUCGGUUUCUGGGCUCAAACAUGAAGCAUCAUCCGCUGUUGAUUGGUCUGUUGAGGAGCAGUAUUUGUUGGAGAAAGGCCUCGAAAAAUACAGAGAUGAACCGAAGAUUAUGAAGUAUAUAAAGAUCGCAGCAUCUUUGCCGGACAAAACUGUACGGGACGUAGCAUUGAGGUGCCGGUGGAUGCAAAGAAAGCGAAGGAAAGGAGAAGAGCAUAGUUCUGGCAAGAAGGUCAGCAAUAGGAAGGAUAAGGUGACGGAUUCAUCCCCUAAGCUGAACAUGCUCUCUGAUAUGCCACAGCAAAAUACUGCAUCUGCUUCACUCAUGAAAAAUAUGUGCCAUAGCGGUCGCGUGCCUUACGAAGAUUUAAGUGGCAUGACUAUUGGUCUUCUACAAAAGAAUGCUCAAGCUUUCAGUCAAAUCUCUCACAACCUUUCUGUAUGCAAGCUACAGGAUAAUAUCAAUCUAUUUUCUCAGGCAAGAAAUAAUAUCACUGCCAUCCUGACAGAGUAUGUGGUAUUCAACAUAUUGAACAUGACGGAGAUGCCCGGCAUCAUGAGUCGGAUGCCGCCUCUACCCGUGUCAAUUAACGAGGAUAUUGCAAGCGCUAUCCUGAUGAGCACAACACAAGUUUCCUUUGUCGUACAGCCAAACACGUACAGUGUACCUGCGAGCAUCCAUCUGAAGCAGGAGCCACGGAGGUGACGGAGAAGGAAACUGAGUUUGAACCGACGCUAAAUAUUUAACACAAGAACCUGGUAAGAGGCGUGACUUUGAAUAGAGUAAGUUGGUCUUCAGCUCCUAGAAUGGGGUUUCGCCUUAGCCUCCUGGCUGUUGUGGAACCACGAGAUUUGACAGUCCGGAUAUGAUUGGAAACCUCGUACUCUCGGGAUAAUCUUGGCUGGACGUGGACGGGAAAGUUGCCCGGGGAAGGAUUGCCCAAGGUUUUUUUUAGUUCGCUCUUUGCAUCUCUAAACCAUUCGUUUAUAUAGAUGCAAUAUGCUUUGUUUGAGUUCGUAGCUCUGCUGUGAUGUUAAGUGUUUUAGCCAUGUUUUGAUGGAAACUAGUAGGGUUUUGUUUUGUUGUGUCGAGUUCACGCUUUGUAACAGUAUAAGCCAUCAUAGUAAUAAAGAUACUGUCUUCACUGA